GUUUCCUCAAGUUGGAACAUACACAAUAAAGAAGGGGCAUGUUUACAUUUCUGAUUGGAGCUUCUUUCAUAUUGAUGGUGCAAUCUGAGCCUAGAUGUGAUCAGACGGAGUUCUUACACCAUAAUGGCUCCUGUGUUGCAUGCCCUGUUUGUAAACCUGGACAACAGCUGUCAGGGGAUUGUGGCUUUGGCUAUGGAGGGGAUGGAGUGUGUAUUCCUUGUGAAGCGGGGACCUUCAGCACAGAUGCAGGUGUGGAUCCCUGCAGGAGAUGCACCCAGUGCAAUCUGCUGAACCGCCUGGCGUUGACUGCCUGUUCACCCACCAGCGACACUGUGUGUGGGCACUGUCUCCCAGGACAUUAUGAGCUGAAGAGCCUGACAGGGGAGGUGGAGCUGCUGUGUAUUCCUUGUGACAGUCGUGACACAUUCCACAAAGAGUGUUUGCACUUUACGUCCCGAGGCUCAAAAACACAGCAAAUUCCUGAGUGCCGUCGAAAGCCUGAAGGUUUACUGUCUGCAGCAGACCUUCAGGACGAAUGUCCCUCCGGUCACGCAGAGAGAGCAACACAACAAGACCGUCCUUCAGAGCCCGUUUCACCCGAAGACACACCAAGAGGUCCAAACUCACUGAACCAUGAGAGUGAGAUGCACCCCACUUCUAUCGUGAUUAAUGUCACCACCAACAUCAAGCCCUGCAGUCAGAAGCAAGAUAACAUCAUGCAGGAAGCACAGAAAGGCUUCACCACAGAGGAGGUGGAGCAAAAACUGCAGACAAUAUGGGAGAUUGCUCAAGGUCAGAGUAUCGAGAUGCUGAGCUACGACACCAUCCAGGAUUUGUCCCUGCUGCUCGACUCUCCCAACCACAUCUACGUUUUGAGGAAGCUGGGGCUGUCUUUGGGUGUGCCACCUCACCUCACUCCUCAUUUCCACAGCUUCCAGGACCUUUUUCAGUACCUCCGGACCUCCACCUACACGCAGCUUCCCCAACUGGCCCAGGCCGCUGCGCUCCUGCCUAAUUUUGAAGUUGUUUCAAGAAUACACAAAGCCCUGGUGAACAAGUGAUUACUUACACCCUGAGGAUGUGUUCCCAUGACUUGAACUGUUGUGUGUUACUCAUAACCUGCUUUACAUGAUGACACAGUCACCAGAUCAGGCUGAAUUUACUUACUGCAAGAUGAAAAAAACAUUGUUUCUUCUAUGGAAAAUAGAUUUGGAGUGAAAUGUGACACCACUGUUCAUAAC
Poeciliopsis prolifica (blackstripe livebearer) is the source of this 1241-nucleotide messenger RNA. RefSeq lists its product as uncharacterized. Lineage: Eukaryota; Metazoa; Chordata; Actinopteri; Cyprinodontiformes; Poeciliidae. The transcript is spliced from 8 exons. Gene Ontology annotation, biological process: positive regulation of canonical NF-kappaB signal transduction; positive regulation of JNK cascade. Bases 39 to 1061 code for a protein of 340 amino acids. Gene Ontology annotation, cellular component: plasma membrane. The record is from RefSeq and is a predicted model, not a curated record. Gene Ontology annotation, molecular function: protein binding; signaling receptor activity.